Haliaeetus leucocephalus (bald eagle) is the source of this 1635-nucleotide messenger RNA. Its product is annotated as antigen WC1.1-like. Gene Ontology annotation, cellular component: membrane. The record is from RefSeq and is a predicted model, not a curated record. The coding region runs from base 145 to 1635 and encodes 496 amino acids. The transcript is spliced from 9 exons. Lineage: Eukaryota; Metazoa; Chordata; Aves; Accipitriformes; Accipitridae.
GAUUGUGCUCAAGUGACUUUGGGCAAUCCAGCGUGUUCAGCCAGAGAAGCAGCCACUGUUAUUUGCUCAGGUCUUGCUGAACCACUCAGACUCUCAGGUGGUGAGAGCCGCUGUGAUGGGCGAGUUGAGAUCUCACUCCAUGGCAUGUGGAGGAGAGUCCUGGAUGAUGACUGGAACAUUAAGGAUGCUCAUGUGGUAUGCAGACAGCUCCAGUGUGGAAUUGCCGAGAAAGCCUAUUACCUUCCAAGGUCUGAGCGAGGCAUGGGUCCUGUUGGCUUAAGAAGUGUCCAGUGUGCUGGACAUGAGACUCAGCUGAUGCUCUGUAACACCUCCUGUCCUCAGACAGUGCCAACAGGAGUUGCUGAAGACAUUGGUGUGUUUUGCUCAGGUAGCAGACAGAUCAGGCUGGUGAAUGGAACAAACCGAUGUGCUGGGAGAGUAGAGCUUUAUCAUGACGGCAUCUGGGGCACCGUCUGUGAUGAUAACUGGGACCUAUCAGAUGCUAAUGUUGUUUGCAAACAGCUGGGAUGUGGACAUGCCAUCAAGGAAUUUGUCUCUGCUCAUUAUGGUGAAGGCUCAGGACGUAUCUGGCUGGAUGAUGUGAACUGCACUGGGGCUGAAUCUGAUCUCUGGGCAUGUCCCUCUAGGGCAUGGGGCCAGCACAACUGCCAACACAAAGAGGAUGCAGGAGUCCUAUGCUCAGAGUUCCUGUCUCUGAGGCUGGUGGAUGGCAAUGGCUGUACUGGGCGGCUAGAAGUUUUCUACAAUGGGACAUGGGGGAGCAUUUGCUCCAAUCGUAUGUCUCAGCUCACUGCAAUAACUGUAUGCAAACACCUGAACUGCGGAGACAGUGGGGAAAUCGCAGAAGACUUCAAAUAUGGUAGAGGUUUGGGGCCCAUGUGGCUGGACCACAUUGAGUGUACUGAGCAACAUACCUCUCUCUGGCAAUGUCAGUCAGACCCCUGGAAUCCUCAGUCGUGUGAUAACCGAGCAGAAGAGACCCAUAUUUCUUGCACUGACAGGGAGAAGUUACGAGUCAUAGGAGGAGAGGACGGAUGCUCAGGCAGAGUGGAGAUUUGGCACCAAGGUUCUUGGGGAACAGUCUGUGAUGAUUCCUGGGACGUGGCAGAUGCUAAUGUUGUAUGCAGGCAGCUGGGUUGUGGAUCUGCUGUGUCUGCUCUGAGUGAAGCUGCCUUUGGGGAAGGGACUGGUCCCAUCUGGUUGGAGAAGGUGCACUGUAAAGGAACAGAGCUGUCUCUUUGGGACUGUCCUGCCAAGCCCAUGUUCGGCAAAAACUGUGAUCAUAAGGAAGAUGCUGCUGUGAAUUGCUCCGGUAUGACAGAAACAACAGCAUCACCCACUAGAGCAGAUCUUCCCCGCCGCCCUGCCACAGAGAGUAGGAGAAUUUCAACGCCUGUCAUCUUCUGCAUUAUUCUGGGGGCCCUUCUCUGCCUGGUCCUUGCCAUUUUUGCCAGACAGAUCCGAAGUGCCAGGGCACAGCAGAGAGGCUCCAGACUGUCCUAUGACCCCUUCUCUGAGGCUGUCUAUGAAGAGAUCGACUAUAACGUGAUGAGAGAAAAGCAGGGCAUGACUGGCCUCUCAGGCUUCCUCCUGUCGAUUGCUUUUCUCCCUUGA